This is a messenger RNA of Talaromyces rugulosus, 699 nucleotides long. RefSeq lists its product as uncharacterized. The transcript has 2 exons. Lineage: Eukaryota; Fungi; Ascomycota; Eurotiomycetes; Eurotiales; Trichocomaceae. The record is from RefSeq and is a predicted model, not a curated record. The coding region runs from base 1 to 699 and encodes 232 amino acids.
AUGACACCUACGCUCGACACUCUGGAGCAGCCCAUCGGCCUCCGCCCCGACCUCGUCGCUGCACAGACAAGACGAAUCCGCGUGAAACAACACGCUGGGUUCGGCCCCAGCGAUUUUACAGUCACAGGAAAUAAUGACUCUGAACCCGAAUCAUCGCUCACGAAGCUUUUCUCCGUGGAUGGGCCUGUGACCUCGUGGCAGCAGCGACGAAACUUUCGAGAUGGCUCGGGUCUGCCCUUGUUUGAGGUAGCUCGCAAGAAGGCCGGCGUGACCUGGUUUGUUCAUCUUCCGGGUGACAAUGGAGAACCGAUAGCAACAAUAACGCCCAGGUUCCAUGCACUUAAAGACAAAUUUGAUGUCUACUUUAAUAAUGCUGCCGGCAAUGGGGAAAAAGUUCAACUGGAGGUCCGAGGCCAGGAUAUUUGGAAGCUGAGAACCAAUGUCUACUUUGGCGAGCAUAUGGUCACGACCUGCAAGAGGACUGACAAGAUGUCUGUCUACGUUCCAGGUAAAUCGAUAGAAUGGGAUGUCGAUGUCGUGCAGGGAAUGGAUAUGUCUAUUGUAUCCCUCAUAGUUGUUGUCAUGGCACAUCAGAUGUACCAAACCAGCUAUCCCUCUUCCGAGUCGUCGAGAAAGACGGCCAAGAAGGAAGACAUAACGGACGAGAAAGCUGACGUGUCUUCAAUUCGAAAGGCUUAG